This is a messenger RNA of Didymodactylos carnosus, 2329 nucleotides long. The record is from the annotation of a GenBank genome assembly. Lineage: Eukaryota; Metazoa; Rotifera; Eurotatoria; Philodinida; Philodinidae.
AACAGAGGGAGCGAUACCAUUAAGAUACAAUUGAUUAUAAACAUACGGAAAGAGAUGGAAAGAAAAAGGAAGCCAACAACAUUUAGAAACGUUUAGAGACAUGAGAUUGGAAGAACAUCAAUGAGAAACAGAGUUUAUACAGUUUUGAACAUGAGAAAAAUUAGAAGAAUCAGUAGGGGAGAGAGGAACAAUCAAAAAAGCAUCAUCAGCAAAGAGACAGAUUUCACAAUUAGAUGGAAGCGACAGAGGCAGAUCAUUAAUAAAAAUUGGAUCGAAUUGGAUAGAAAUAAAAGAGGAUCAAGCACACUGCCUUGAGGAACACCAGAGGGAACAAGAGAAGAAGAGAAGACAGAAUCAUUCACACGCACACACUGAGAACGGUUCGAAAGAUAAGAAGGUAGAAGAGACAACAAGGAAUCACGCACACCACAACGAGAUAAUUUUUCUAACAAGAGAGAAUGAGGAACAGAGUCAAAUGCUUUAGAAAAAUCAAAAGACACACCAACACACUUUACACCAGCAUUCCAAAAUUUAAAGACGAUUGAAGAUAAAAACAACAAAGCAUCCAGAGUAGAAUGUUUAGGACGAAAAUCGAACUGUUUGUUUACAAAAAAAGAAUGUUUCGAAAGAUGAGAAAAAAUAAAAUUAUAAGUUAGAUCCAUCGUCGGCAAGUCUGGAUUGGUAGAAGGAAUUUGCCCCUGAAGAGAAGAAUAACAAGAGGAAAAAUGAGAAUUGAAGGGUUCAGCUUUAUCCGCAUCUGUGGAAACAGAUUUGGCGCCUAGAAACAGAGACUGAGGUACAGUGGAGUGAGAAGAGGAUAGUUUCUUGAUAGAGCUCCAAAACUUUCGAAGAUCAGAAAAUAAAGAAGAGAGAAAUCGGAAGUAAGAAGAUUUUUCACGUCGAUAGAGGGAAAUAACAAGAUUUCUUGCUUUACGGAACUCAGCAAGAUUAAGAGAAGUAUAACGGCGUUUAAGUUUACGAAAACGCUGGUUACGGAUAGAGAUAAAAUGUGCAAGGUUUGGAGAAGGCGAGAGAACAGAAGAUAGAGUACGAUCUAGCACCAGUGGAACGAAUCUACGGAUGGCAUCGUUUACGUGCUCAGUCCAAAUGUGGACGGCCGUAUCAGCAUCGGUAGCCGUAUAAAGACCGUGAGGUAUAAGAAAGAGAAUACGCCGUAGUUCAGGCCACUGUGCUUUUUUAAAGUCAUAACGAUAAGAAGUAGAAGAAAAAAGAGGUUGAACAGGUACAUCAAAAGUAGCAGAUAAACAAAAAUGAGGAGAACAACCACUUUACGAUAUGACCAGGAGCCAGUUUUAUAAAAAAACUCAAGUCAGAAAUGUUCUUUGUCUUUUUUGUCUUAAGUCAGGCUUAAGUUUUUUUAUAAAACUGGCUCCAAGCAAACUAAAGUUAACUUUAGAAGAGCUGUUCAUUUUAUCGCUACAUCAACACAAUUUUGUGUUAUUCAAACUGUUUAGUAUUAUUUUAGAAUUUCGUUAAAAUUAUUUUGUUUCACAAGACUGUUUUGUUCUUCUUUACAGAUGGGUUUACUUGAUGCACUCAUUUCUUGGCUAGGGAUCAAACGCAAAGAUGUGAACGUUAUCGUUGUUGGUUUAGACAAUAGUGGUCAGUAUUCGAACUGCUAAAAUUCUACGUUAGUAAAUUACAAGAUUAAAAUAUAUAGAUUAAGGUAUCAGCUGGCUUUAAUAGACUAUGAUGAUUAAUUUAAAUACUUUGGUCAUAUGUGUAAGAAAUGAGCUAUAUCGAGAAUAAAUUCUCUACUAUCAGUUUAAAAUGGGCAUGUGAAACUUAAUAAUUAAUUAAUAUUUCAUCAAUUUGUUUAGGAAAAUCGACAUUGUUAAAUUAUUUACGACCAAAAGAAGCUCAAAGUCAUGAUAUUGUUCCAACUGUCGGUUUUAACAUUGAAAACUUCUAUUGUAAAGGUCUCUCAUUUUCGGCAUUCGAUAUGUCAGGACAAAGUCGUUAUCGAACAUUAUGGGAAAAUUAUUAUAAAAAAACUCAUGGAAUUAUAUUUGUUGUUGAUUCAUCUGAUCGUCCACGACUUGUUGUUGCCAAAGAUGAAUUAGAUCAAUUGUUAACUCAUCAAGAUAUUCGAACUCGAAAUGUACCACUGUUAUUUUUCGCAAACAAAAUGGAUUUGAGAGAUUCUCUAUCGGAUGUGGGCGUUUCAUCAGCACUUGGACUGGAUGAAAUUGAAAACAAAUCGUGGCAUAUCUGUAGUAGCAAUGCAUUAACUGGAGUUGGAGUGCAAGAGGGUAUUGAGUGGUUGAGUUCGGCCGUGAAAGCAUCACUCGAGCAAGCGAAAAGAUGA